This is a messenger RNA of Penicillium salamii, 636 nucleotides long. NCBI's taxonomy places the organism in Eukaryota, Fungi, Ascomycota, Eurotiomycetes, Eurotiales, Aspergillaceae. The record is from the annotation of a GenBank genome assembly.
AUGAUUUCAGAAAACAUCGUUAGAUCCGUUCUAGUGACCGUUCUUCUUAUUCUCAGCCUCGGAAGACUAUUUGUCUUGUGUCGGUAUCCCUCCAAUUGGUCAUGGCACAAAGCCGAUUUAGCUUUGUGUGCCUUGUCUUGUGUUUUCUUCGCUCUUCUCACCGGGUUGUUCUGGAGCGACAGGUUACCAGCAUGGGGUGAAGUGCUCUUCUGGGUUACUUCAAUCUUUCCACCGCUACACGCAUAUCUCCGUAUAAUCUUCCAGCAGCGGGAAAACCCGAACACGCCCCGAUCAUUACGCAUCAUAUAUCCGUAUUUUGUUGCUGUCUCCGCUGUGGCUAAAGUAGCAUUCUCUUUCAUUGGAACCUUUCUCCUCAGCUCUGUUCAUCUGGGUGGCCUUUUUAUUCUCUCUGUGGACUACCUCGGUAUAGCCGCAUGGUAUUGGUGGUUGUUUCAACAGUCAACACUAGGCCGAGCUCAGCUGCGGUGUAUCUCGUGUUAUCUCUCCGUACUAGCACUCCUUUUGCUUGUGGUUGCCAUCAUAGGCAUGCUAGGUGAGACAUGGAUACUUGCAUUGGAGGUAAUCACAAUCAUUCCCACAUUACCAACAGUACUGACACUCGGCAGACCGAACUGA